Molecule: messenger RNA, 1053 nt
Organism: Pichia membranifaciens NRRL Y-2026
Lineage: Eukaryota; Fungi; Ascomycota; Pichiomycetes; Pichiales; Pichiaceae
Exons: 1
Coding region: 36-881 (281 amino acids)
Biological process (GO): L-proline biosynthetic process
Molecular function (GO): pyrroline-5-carboxylate reductase activity
Source: RefSeq, a predicted model, not a curated record
AGCUUUUACCAAGGGUAGAAACAAAACGGCAAACAAUGUCUCUUCCAGAAAACUACACUCUUACCAUCCUUGGUGCUGGUGUUAUGGGAUCUGCUGUUCUAUCAGCGAUCUUGAAAUCCAAGCCAUCACCUUUUCCAAGCCACAUCUACUGUUGUACAGGAUCGUCCAAAUCUGCAGAUCGCUUACAAUCGACAUAUGGCGAUGCGAUCUCAACAUCAUACGGCACAAAUAAUGCUGAAGCUGUGAGAAAGGCGGACGUCAUCAUCCUAGGAUGUAAACCUUUCCUGUGUCAAGCGGUCAUCGAUAGUGUUAAAGAUGCUUUGAAUGACAAACAGAUAGUCAUUUCAUUGCUUGCUGGAUGGACAAUCGAUCAAUUGAGUUCUGCUAUGGGUAAUCCUAAUAUUGCUCGUGUUAUGACAAACACACCGGCCAAAUAUGGCUGUGGUACGGCAAUCGUCUCGUUUGCGCCAGUCCUACAAGGUUCAGAGUCUGUAGCUGUUAGAGACGCAGUGAUGGCUCUGGUUGACACUGUGGGCAUGGCUCUCGAGUUGCCGGAAAAGAACAUGGAUGCUGCCACAUCCUUAGUUGGUUCUGGUCCAGCAUUUGUUUUGCUAAUGAUGCAAGCACUUGCUGAAGGUGGUGUCCGUAUGGGCAUACCCUACGAAGUUGCCAAGAAAUGUGCCGCCAAGGUUAUGGAAGGUACAGCCAAGAUGGUUCAAGAGAGCGGUGAGCAUCCUGAAGCUUUGAAGAGCAUGGUUUGUACGCCUGGUGGAACCACAAUUGGUGGCCUCAUGGUGCUCGAAGAUAAGGGUGUGAGAGGUGCUAUCUCCAGAUCUGUCGAAGAAGCAGCAGAUAUUGCUGCUAAGUUGGGCAAGAAAUGAUCAGCUAACCGUUUUGGCCUGUUCGUUUAGUCUAUACCUAUAUACAAUUAUUUAUAAAAACUUCUUUCCUAGGAGUGAUAAUUAUGAGAUAAAAUGGACGCAGUUAAAAUCUAGCAAUCAAUUUGCAAUAAUUGUUUUAUCAACAUACGUUGUCGAUUUUUCAAGUAAAAAA